Humulus lupulus (European hop) is the source of this 480-nucleotide messenger RNA. RefSeq lists its product as uncharacterized. The transcript is spliced from 2 exons. The record is from RefSeq and is a predicted model, not a curated record. Lineage: Eukaryota; Viridiplantae; Streptophyta; Magnoliopsida; Rosales; Cannabaceae. The coding region runs from base 1 to 480 and encodes 159 amino acids. Gene Ontology annotation, molecular function: zinc ion binding.
AUGACAAGAUUGACACCAGUUGCAGAGCAAGCACUCACCAACAACUUCGUAUACUCUUUGAGAUUAACAGUAAAGCUAGGAAAUGGAUAUCUAUUUGAGGUAUUUAAAGAAGAUAAGUCAUCGAUUGUAAAUCUCAAAGAACCAAUUUGCACUUGCAAUAGAUUUCAGAAGGAUGAAAUGCCAUGUGGUCAUGCUCUUGUUGUGAUGAAGGAGAACCCAACGAUUAUUGUUCACAUUACUACACAACAAAAGUAUUAUGAUGCAACUGUGUAUCUAGUAGGGAAACAACAACAUUGGGAAUUACUAGACUUUUUCAAAGACAUCAUAGUGUUGCCUCCAUUUGAAAGAUUGAAGGCUGGAAGACCAAAGAAAAGAAGAAUUAUAGCUGCUUGGGAAGCUAAAAAGAAGAACAAGUACAGCAAGUGUAGACAAAGAGGUCAUAAUAGGAAGACAUGUCGAGUCCGACCACCAAGAAGUUGA